Molecule: messenger RNA, 420 nt
Organism: Helobdella robusta
Lineage: Eukaryota; Metazoa; Annelida; Clitellata; Rhynchobdellida; Glossiphoniidae
Exons: 2
Coding region: 1-420 (139 amino acids)
Source: RefSeq, a predicted model, not a curated record
AUGAUAUCUCUGUUCUUACCAAAGUCAAAAAAUUUAUCGGUUGGAAAUGUUCCAAUUCCUGGGCAUGACAUAAAACUGCCUUGCUUGCUUUUGAGGAAAAGCCUAGGCCCACCGCUUAUAACUGGUGGUUGUCCGGAUGUAAAAACACCAAAUUAUUCUAUGCCAUCAAAAACAAAAACAACGGUCCCUAGUCCCCAGCAGGCCUUAAGUGGUCAAGGGGUGCUAAGAAUCCCUGGGAAGUAUGCAAUAGCGGAGGGAUGUUGCAGAAAAAUUCAGAAUGGUCCCUCUAUGGUACUUAGAUUUGGAACGCUCAAUGUUGGAUCACUGACUGGCCGCAGCAUGAAAAUUGCAGAAAUGCUUGAGCGUAGAAGGAUUGCCUUCAGGAGACCCGAUGGAAAUCGAAUGGUGUCUGUCAUAUAA